Falco peregrinus (peregrine falcon) is the source of this 3891-nucleotide messenger RNA. It is a transcript of the gene FZD1, whose product is annotated as frizzled class receptor 1. Gene Ontology annotation, biological process: non-canonical Wnt signaling pathway; canonical Wnt signaling pathway. NCBI's taxonomy places the organism in Eukaryota, Metazoa, Chordata, Aves, Falconiformes, Falconidae. The coding region runs from base 213 to 2015 and encodes 600 amino acids. Gene Ontology annotation, molecular function: Wnt-protein binding; Wnt receptor activity. The transcript has a single exon. Gene Ontology annotation, cellular component: plasma membrane. The record is from RefSeq and is a predicted model, not a curated record.
CGGCGGCGGAGGCGGCGGUGGUGGUAGGCGGAGGCGCGGCGGGCGCUGCCGCCGGUGCGGGCAGAGCUGCGCGCCGCGGCCGCGCGAGUGGAGGCCGGGGUUGCCCCGUCCCUGCCCGCCGCUCCCUUCAUGAGUCGCAAGUUCGGGCCGGGAGGAGCAGCGGCGGCGGCGGGGCGGCGGGAGCCCGGCUGGGCGGGCGGCACCGACUGAGCAUGGCCGAGCGGCGCGGGCCGGCGGCGAGCGGCGGCGGGGAAGUUGGCGGCGGGGAAGUUGGCGGCGGGCGGCGGGCGGGCUGCGGCCGGUGCCCGCGGCUGCCGCCGCCGCUGCUGCCGCCGCUGCUGCUGCUGCUGCUGUGGGCGGCGGCGCUGCCGGCCGGGGGCCAGCCGCCGGCGCCGCAGUACAACGGCGAGCGGGGCAUCUCCAUCCCGGACCACGGCUAUUGCCAGCCCAUCUCCAUCCCGCUCUGCACCGACAUCGCUUACAACCAGACCAUCAUGCCCAACCUGCUGGGCCACACCAACCAGGAGGACGCGGGGCUGGAGGUGCACCAGUUCUACCCGCUGGUGAAGGUGCAGUGCUCGGCCGAGCUCAAGUUCUUCCUCUGCUCCAUGUACGCGCCGGUGUGCACCGUGCUGGAGCAGGCCCUGCCGCCCUGCCGCUCCCUCUGCGAGCGGGCUCGCCAGGGCUGCGAGGCCCUCAUGAACAAGUUCGGCUUCCAGUGGCCCGACACGCUGCGCUGCGAGAAGUUCCCGGUGCACGGGGCCGGCGAGCUCUGCGUGGGGCAGAACGCCUCCGAGCGCGGCACACCCACGCCCGCCCUGCGCCCCGAGAGCUGGACCAGCAACCCCCACCGCGGCGGCGGCGGCGCUGGGGGCUCGGGGCCCGGCGAGCCCCGCGGGCGCUUCUCCUGCCCGCGGGCGCUGAAGGUGCCCUCCUACCUGAACUACCGCUUCCUGGGGGAGAAGGACUGCGGGGCGCCCUGCGAGCCCGGCCGCCUCUACGGGCUCAUGUACUUCGGGCCCGAGGAGCUGCGCUUCUCCCGCACCUGGAUCGGCAUCUGGUCCGUGCUCUGCUGCGCCUCCACCCUCUUCACCGUCCUCACCUACCUGGUGGACAUGAAGCGGUUCAGCUACCCCGAGCGGCCCAUCAUCUUCCUCUCGGGCUGCUACACGGCGGUGGCCGUGGCCUACAUCGCCGGCUUCCUGCUGGAGGAGAGGGUGGUCUGCAACGAGCGCUUCGCCGAGGACGGCUCCCGCACCGUGGCGCAGGGCACGAAGCGGGAGGGCUGCACCAUCCUCUUCAUGAUGCUCUACUUUUUCGGCAUGGCCAGCUCCAUCUGGUGGGUCAUCCUCUCCCUCACCUGGUUCCUGGCCGCCGGCAUGAAGUGGGGCCACGAGGCCAUUGAGGCCAACUCCCAGUACUUCCACCUGGCCGCCUGGGCCGUGCCGGCCAUCAAGACUAUCACGAUCCUGGCCCUGGGGCAGGUGGAUGGAGAUGUCCUCAGCGGCGUCUGCUUUGUGGGCAUCAACAACGUGGAUGCCCUGCGGGGCUUCGUGCUGGCCCCCUUGUUCGUCUACCUGUUCAUCGGCACCUCCUUCCUGCUGGCCGGCUUUGUGUCCCUCUUCAGGAUCCGGACCAUCAUGAAGCAUGACGGCACCAAGACGGAAAAGCUGGAGAAGCUCAUGGUGAGGAUAGGCAUCUUCAGCGUCCUCUACACGGUGCCGGCCACCAUUGUCAUUGCCUGCUAUUUUUACGAGCAAGCUUUUAGGGAACAGUGGGAGAGGAGCUGGGUCACGCAGAGCUGUAAGAGCUAUGCCAUCCCCUGCCCCAACAACCACAGCAGCCAUCACCCACCCAUGAGCCCUGACUUCACCGUCUUCAUGAUCAAGUAUCUCAUGACCUUAAUCGUGGGCAUCACGUCGGGCUUCUGGAUCUGGUCUGGGAAAACCCUGAACUCCUGGAGGAAGUUUUACACCAGGCUCACCAACAGCAAGCAGGGCGAGACCACCGUCUGAGACCCCUGCCCGCUGGGCCAGGGGGGUGGCGGGUGGGUGGGAUGGCAGCCGGAGGACCGGGGCUCUGCCUUGGGAAGCAGCUCCUUGUCCAGCCAGGGCAGACUUUGGGGACCGCGACUCGCAGCCGCAGGCGGCGGGGGGCGGAGGACGAGCCAGGUGGGGACCCCCGCCCCGGGGCGCCCGGCUCUGCCCUCCCGGCACCGCUCGGGCCGGCUCCGGUAGGAACUGAACACUGUCAGGUUGGGGGAGAGGGAUGUAAAUAGCCUCUGUAAGAUUUUGUAAGUAUAUUUGUAUUUAAAUUACAAAAAUCUCACAUUUUUAAUUAUGUAGGACACUUUUUACCAGUUUGCGGAUUUUGCUUCUUCCCUCCCCCCCCCCUUUUUUUUAUUUAAAAAAAAAAAAAAAAAAAGGCGUUGGAUUUUUAUUUCGUAGGGCAGGAUGGGAAAAACUGCCGGUAAGAGAAACCAAAACAAACCCCUUUCUUCUCCCCCACACAGGUUUUGUAAUGGCUUUGCUUGGAGUUUCAGUUGCAUGAGCAGCAGGGCCCGGAGCGCGGCUGCCGGGGGCGCCGCCUGACGCGGGCUGGGGCUGGGCCGCGGCCCCGGCCUGCCGGAGGUAUGUGGAGGUGGGGCUGGGGCUGGGGAGGAGCGCCACUUCCCGCCCCGGCCCCGCGGGGGGACGGACCCCCGCCCGGGCCCACACGGCGGAGGGCAGCCGGCCGCCCGGGCCUGGCGCAGGGACGGCGCUGCCCCUGGCUUCGGCCGGCCGCGGCGGAGCCGGGCCCCGCUGACCCCGGCGGGCGCCGCCGGAGCCCUGUGAGGGGGUAGAAGCGACACCCAGCGCGGCCCGCGGUGCGCCCGGCGUUUCCGAGGGCCCAGAGCCGCGCCCGGCGGCCCCGGCCGCCCUCGGCCGGUUUUACGGCAUGUGUUUGGGUGCACCGGACAGCUGGAGGGGAGCUGGCCCGCAGGAGUUGAGGCUGCACGCCGCCUGCACCUGUAGCACGUCCGACGGCUCGGGCGGCGGCCGGGGAGGUAGAUGCACCGAACUUGCCCGACGCCGUGUUCCGCGGGGCCGGCCGGCACCCCCGGGCGCUGCCCCGCCGCCCCCCCCCCCCCCUCGCCGGGCGGGCCGCGCUGGGUGGGCAGGGGCAGGAACGGGCUCAGCAAAAAGCUCGUCAUCGGGGCAAAACGUUGUAUUCAGGUUUUAUUACCACCCCCACCCCCCUUUAAUUGGAUCCAUGAGCGCUGGCUCUUCAUUUGGGAAACGGUGGAGCGGUUGCCAUUCCCCUGAAUUUUUACUCAUUACGCACUAUGAGGGUGUGAUGAUUUUUGCCAGUAGUAAAAACGAAGGAAGGGAAAAAGAAAACCGGAAUGUUUCAGCACUCUGGUGGGAUGCGAGACCUCAAAGAGCCUCUGUUGUCUUUUUUCCCCUCUUUUUGUCGGUACAGUAAUAACAUUACAUACUAUACUGCAGAGAUAAGAUACCAUGUGUGCAGUAUAUCUGCUACCUUGUAUGCUCCUGGGUGUGUGGGAUUGUGCUUCUUAAUAAUAAUUAAAAAAAAAAAGGUUAAAAAUGAAAUUGUAACUUUUGACAGAUGCAUUUGAAUAUUUAGUCCUCUGUAUGAAAAACAGCAGAAUGCUUCUCUCCUGAUUGUAUUGUUUUAAACUUUUUUUUUUAUAUACAAAUGCCUGUAUUUAGGUUCAUAAACAUUAUCUAUGGCUACCAUACCCUGAAAUGCAAAAUUAUUUGAAUUUGGUAUGCAUUUAUUUCUGUUCAUUAUCACAAGAUCAUCUAUAUUUAUAGAGGAAUAGAAAUUUAUAUAUAUUAAAUACCAUAUUUUUAAUUUCUCUGAAAUAAAUUGAGGUUUUGUACAAAA